This is a messenger RNA of Photinus pyralis (common eastern firefly), 2154 nucleotides long. Its product is annotated as protein bric-a-brac 1-like. Gene Ontology annotation, molecular function: DNA binding. Lineage: Eukaryota; Metazoa; Arthropoda; Insecta; Coleoptera; Lampyridae. Gene Ontology annotation, biological process: regulation of transcription by RNA polymerase II. Gene Ontology annotation, cellular component: nucleus. The record is from RefSeq and is a predicted model, not a curated record.
AUCUAAGGCCGAAGGGAAGGGGGAGGCCUCAGAGAAUUUUAUUAGGCGUAUGGCCCGAUGAGCAUAUUAAGGGCGUUAUACGAGCUGUGGUCUUUAGGGAUUCCCAUCAUAUUAAAGAAGAGCCUGUGCUCACCUAUCAGCGAAUGCAUGAUGGUGUUGGACUGCCACCAAACUAUCCUAAUAGUUCGUGUAGCAACGGAUCAGAGCCGACUGUUUCACCGGGAGCGGCGGCCGCCGCAGCCGUCGCGGCUGUCGCGCAAGGUCUACGGCAGCAAAUGUGUAACAUGAUGGCCGCCGCUCAGCAACAAAAUUCCGCACACGACGCGAACCUUGUAAACUCACUGUCAUUAGGCGGCCAUUGCGGCCCUACCACCGUUCCCAGCAACGGCACUGCCCCAAUGAGUAUGAGCAUGAGCAACAUAGCCGCGAUGCGACUGGGAAGCCCCGCCGGAAGCGUACAAGAUCUAAGGAUAAGCCCCGCCGGUUCGGGCCUCGAAAGUCCGCUAUCGUCGCCGCUUGGGUUGACGAUGUCGAACACCAUGGAUGCUACCGCGCUUAAUUUAGGUAUAACAAAUAAUGUAGAUGUCGCUAGUAUCGGUGUGUCCGGUAUGACCUACAAACCGGCGCGGCCGUUUACAUCGCCUCGAGCCGAAAAUCUCUUCCAAGAGGACAUUGACGAACUGGUGAAACCUAUGCACACGUCUACUCCUCGAUCGAAAGACACAAUGGCUUCCAUUAAAAUGGAACCACUAACCGAGUGUCGUGGUGAAUGAACACAAGCCGUGUUACAAUGUAAUGUGAUACAUUAUUAUUAGUUCUCAUUAUAGAUGUAAAAAAAAAGCUAUUUAAUUUCCUAAUUUAUAUUUUUAAAUUUUAAUGUUAAUAAAUUUCAAAAUUUUAGUGAGUAAAUAGACAGUUUUGGAAUUUUUUAUAUUAUAUAUAUUAUAUAUAUCUAGAAGCCAAAGUUUCGGCCAGUUUUAUAAAAGACUGUUGUGUAUUAUGUAUACUAUUAUUCUAAAUUCAAAAUUUAGAAUAUCUUAAUUAUUAUAACAGAAAUAAGAAAUUCACUUGUAGUUGUUAAUAUCACCACGAUAAAGUAAGACACAUUUAAUGUAGGGAACAGGCAGACAUUCCCAUUUUCUCUUUGACAAUCCACUUCGAAAUCCGGUAGGUGUCUUCAUUUAUCACCAAAAUUGGUGUUGUGAAAUCACUUUGAGAAUUUGCAAUUUCUUUUACAUGUGCAUUAAUGAAUUGGUGCAAUAAUCCGUUUAUUAAAAUUGUUCAUAUUAACAGACGGGACGGUCAGUGAUUAUCAGUAUUUGUACGUGUAUAGUAUACGGUCUCCUUUAAGUUAUUUAAUUUAUUGUAAUUAACUAUUGUAAAUAUAGAAACUAUUGCAUGAAAUACAGAACUAAUUUUACUAAGAAUGUGUGUGAAACGAGGUUACUGCAGCUGCUGAAUUGUUUCCGCGUUAAAUCUAAACAGUUGAAAAUUGUACUUAAAUCCUAGAGUUCUGAUAUCGAAACAUAUCGAUCUGUAAAAAUGCCAAAGUAUAAAAGAGUUUCACACAAAAAUUGUUUCUGGCUCAAAUUAGUGAUUUGUUGCAACGCCAAAUGUAUAUGUUACAGUGUAAAAACAAAUAAAUAGAAGUAUAGGUGUUGUGUAUGUACAAAAUACAAUAUGUAGUGCAACUGCCUCGGCAUUUACUCGAUUCUGUUACGCAGAUGCACAUGGUUAGCUGAACACAAAGUGGCACAUACAUUUUAACAAUUACAUCACAGUUACUCUGUCGACUAGAUAAUAAGUUAAAAUCACUGAUGACAAAUUAUUUUUGUGAUUUGUUUAGAAUGUAGAAUGGAAAUAAUGUACAAAAUUUAUAUAAAACUUGUAAAUGUAGAAGUUAAAAUUUAAAGAAAGAAAGAAUAAAAAUUAUAAAUGCCUUCCUGCCAUUUUAGGGUUUGCCACGCUUGUUUAACUUUGUGCGAGUCAAGAUGGUGAUAUUUAAUUCCAAAAAGUGGCCUUUGAAUCUUAAAAUCUUGUUUUCGAAAGUGAAUAUAAUAUUUCGGGAAUCCUAAAAAGAAAGUUAGAGCCCUAUUUUUCAAAGAUGAUUUCUAGCGUAUUGUGUUUCUCGACUAGGCUGCAUGUGUUCAAAAA